Messenger RNA from Durusdinium trenchii, 2316 nucleotides. NCBI's taxonomy places the organism in Eukaryota, Dinophyceae, Suessiales, Symbiodiniaceae. The record is from the annotation of a GenBank genome assembly.
AUGGCAAACCCUGCGCCUUUGGACGGAAAAGAAGAUGAGGUCAAAAGCCAUGUCUUGACCCAUUUGCCUGGCACUGUCUGCACGGAGUGUGGUGCAAAAGACUAUCCUCUGAACACGCUGUUCCCAGAUGUGAACCCUUUGGCAGUUGGGUUUCCUGACAUGGAACGCUACUUACCAUUAGUCCUGGCUCUCUAUGAUGUCUCCCCGAUGGGAGAAUAUACUGUUGGCUUCUUGGAAAAGAUCUUUGCCAACAUUGACCGUGAGUGUGAUUUCAAGCUCAGCAAAUGCCGGUAUCUUCGAGAUAGGGCAAAGUGGGCAAACACGGAAGCAUAUGCGCUCUUCGCCAUCCUUGCCUACAGUCGACGAUACUGGAGGAGAAGCAUGAAAAAAAGGACCGUCAAUGACAUUGCAGCACAACUGCAAGCUGUAAUGCAAAGGAGUCCAAAAAAGGCUCGUCACGUGGUCACUAAAGAUUCAGAAGCUCCCUGCCUCGUCGACAAGGGAUUGAACGAGAACGACGGAGGCAACCAGGUUCCUCCAGUGGAGAUCGAGGUGUGGGAAGUAUCUGAUGACGAUGGAGAAGAACACUCUCCGCCCUCUUCGAAUGGAGGACCGGAUGCUAAUGCACCAUCUCGUGUCAGCAACCAGGUGGCGAACCAUGAAUUGCCAGCGGAGAAGGAAACUGAGACUGAGACUGUAUGCUAUCAAACGUUCGCUGAUGACCAGGCUCGUCAACCCGUUGAAAUCGAACAAACCCAACGUGCUGGAAUCGACCAGGCAGUGCCCGACACUUUCUUGGAGGAAACCUUGUGCUACGCCAACUGCACAGUGGAAGAGUCUCAGGAGUAUGCGACCGCGCCUGGUUUGGAGACCUGUGACAGCUCUCAGGAGAUUUGCAUGAAGGUUCUCCAGAUCUUGCAACGGGAGAACUUCAAGAUUCGAGAGGGGGGUGAGCUCCAUUCGUUUAUGGAGAAGUACGAGAACACUCAAGCCAGUGCAGCGCUCGAGGAUCAGCCUACAAAGAUGUCCGCCCUUGUUGAAGAUGCUCAUCCUGGGGUCUUGGUGAGUGAUGCUGCCAGACCACUUCGACUUCGACGUUUGCGGCCUUUGGUUGAGACAAGCCAUGACGAGGACCAGUGCAAGCGUUCCCUGGCUGACCAAAUGGAGCUUGUGGCCAAAGAUGCUGGCGGCACGCGAUGGCUGGGGCAGAGCCAGGUCUUGGAGCGCUAUGGCAAAAGCCAAAGCUUGGAGGGCUUUGAACGCAUCGCACACCCUGAUGCUCCUGACAGCCGCGAGGCUGACCUAUACCAUGUCGAGGAAACUUCAAAGGACCAUGCAAGCAGGACCGCUCCUGAAGACAAUGCUGAGAACAAUUGGGAGGACUUGGUUCGAAAGGCCAAAGAAGCAGCACCCAUGCUGGCCCAACCCCAGGAGGAGGAAACGUGGAAGGACCUGGUUCGUCGGGUUGGGCCAAAGCACGCACUUUCAGUUCAAAUGGAACGAGAGGCCAUGGAGGUGUUGUCUUCACAGCCAGUGACGGCGGCUGCUGAGGGAGCUUCAAGUGGCACAAAAGAUGCCAAGAAGAUCAAGAAGUACCAAUUGCCUCCUCAACCUUCUUUCGUCGAUGACAUGAAGGCACUUGCUGAAGGUGAGGAGCCACCAGUCUAUGCUGAACAGGGCCGUGACAUUGGAAAAACUCGAGGCAGGAAGCCAAAGAGAGAUUCAGGCAAACGCAAGCCUGAGGAAGAAGAUGAACCUGUGGCACCCAAACGUGCCAAGAGGCGAACAAGGGCGGCUUCCCGUGCAAAAGCCGUGGAGAAAGGAAGUGGUGCAGCAUCCAGUUCGAGGAAGAGGGCAAAGCCUUCAGAUCGAGCCUCUGCAGAGUCUGGGGCGAAGCGACGCAGACCUGCGAAGCAGGCAGGCAACCAGGUGGACAAUGGCUCAUCAAUGAGCCCUACGGCUGCAAGUUCUGCAAGAUCUGCACGGAAUGGAUCGAGAGCUGCAAAGCUUCCACCAAGCCAACCUGCAGCAGCCGGUGAUGGAUCAUCGGAGCAGCUGCCGGUUCCCCAUGGACCACAGAGGAAGCCCCCCGACCAUGUGACAUCGAACCAUGUGUACAGCAGUGCCCAUUCAAAGCACCGCCACCUGGGGGCUGAGGCUGCCAGGGCUGCUGCCAAUGCAGCAACCCGUUUGUUUCGCGAGACCGGCUACGUCGAUGAUCUUUGUGGAGUGUUUCGAUCAAGUCCAAAGAUCAAAAAAGACGAUGCCCAACCUGAAUCUGUGAAGGCAAAGACCUGCAAAGCAGGGGAGCCAUGA